AAUGUAACUUGUGUUGAUAAGUGUUACACGAGCAAUGAGUAUCACUAACAGUGACAAAAAGGAUAAAAUCGAGCUAUCCAGCAAUAAACCGAGGAAGAUAUUCUGCGGAAUGGUCUCCAACAUGAUCAAGCAUGUGUUCCUUAUAUUCCGGACGUACCUGGACCUGUUCAUUGACCUGGUCUAUGGUUACUUCUGGGAGAGGAAGCGGCAACCCAUACCGGCCUUGGAGAAGAGACAUGCAAUGCUUGCGGAGAGCGCUGUGGCCCUGGCUGCGAAGAUCAGGAAUAAAGAGCUGAAGUCUGAGGAUCUGGUGAGGGCGUGCAUUGAGAGGAUUCAACAGUCCUUUCCAUUAUCGUACCACAAGACAAUUGCGAAGCGUCACCGAUUCAUGGCAGAUGUCUUACCCACACGCACGAAGCGUUUCGCAUCAAGCUUCCUUGUUGUAAGGAGUGGAAAUCUUUGCCAGAGUCUGUAUUUCCUGAAGGUAAAUCCCAUAAUAAACGCGGUGACGGACGAGAGAUACGAGGAUGCCCUGAAAGAAGCGCGCGAAGUAGACAAGCUGAUUGAAAGCGGACUACCUGAUGACUACUACCAGAAGAAACCGUUUUUAGGCAUUCCAUUCACGGCUAAGGAGAGCCAUGCAGUACAAGGCAUGUUGCACACUCUGGGCGUCGUGGCGCGGCGCCAUGUGCGCGCGCACGAGGACGCGGAGUGCGUGCGGCUGGUCAAGGAAGCCGGCGCCAUACUUGUGGCAGUUACUAAUGUACCUGAGAUUAAUAAGUGGAUGGAGAGCCGUAACUUCGUGUUUGGUCAGACAAACAACCCCCACCACACGGGGCGCACCCCCGGGGGCUCCAGCGGGGGCGAGGCCGCGCUACAUGCCUGUAUUACUGCGCCCAUCUCUCUGUGUUCGGAUAUCGGUGGGUCUACUCGUAUGCCUGCGUUCUUCUGCGGCCUGUACGCUCUAAACCCGACCUCUGGAUACACCAGCCUUAAAGGUUCAGCUCUCCGCACGGGUAAAGAGAAGUCGAUGGCUUCCAUUGGCUUCAUCAGCAGACAUUGUUCCGACCUCAUACCACUCACCAAGUUAGUAGUCAUCGCUGAUAAGGCCAAGGAAUUGAACCUGGACCGACCUGUUGAUGUUAAGAAACUCAGAUACUUCUAUGUGGAGACGGCUCAAGAUUUGCGCGUGAGUCCCAUCUCUGCUGAUCUACGCGCUGCUAUGAACAGUUCCACAAACCAUAAAGACCGCAGAGGACAGGGGCGUUUGGAGGAGGGUUGUGCAUCAAGUGAAGCGUGCACCAGACUAGACACGACCUUCAGUAAUGAAGAGAACGACUAG
Molecule: messenger RNA, 1342 nt
Organism: Spodoptera littoralis (African cotton leafworm)
Lineage: Eukaryota; Metazoa; Arthropoda; Insecta; Lepidoptera; Noctuidae
Source: the annotation of a GenBank genome assembly